CGAAUGCACUAUAUAAACGACGUGGUCAUAAUAUUUCAUACAUGGUUUCAAGAUCCCAUUUGCAAAUACAAAUAUAGUCAGGGUCGCGUCGUGGGAUGUUCACCGGAAAUGUGACAUGGGUAAAAUUUGGUAGUUUAUCUUUUCUUUCGAAUUGUUUUACAUUGUCGACCACCAGAGAUGGCAUUUUAUGGCGUUUAAAUGUUUGCCUGGUCAUAAGUAAUAAUGUAUCUUGAAAAAGAAUUAGUUACGUGUGAUUUUAUUAUUUAAAGUGAUAUUAUUACAGUGACUACAUAUAGUAAUAAGAAUGUUUUGUUUAAAAUCAUACUUUACAAAAGAGAAAAUGAUCUCAUCUACUAACAUAAAUAUGACCAGUCAAAUAAAACAUAUCUUGCAUUGCCUUCUUCUCCUUUUCAUUCUGAGUGUAAUGGAAUAUUCUACACUUACCGGAGGUUUAAUGGUUUCUGCAAAUCCAUGGCAAAAAUAUGGAUUUUUUUUUACGUUACUAUUAUACAUGUUCAGAAUAGUAGUAUUUUUAGCUUUACCACAAGCGCUAUUUAAUUUUGUUGGAUUGUUGGUUUAUAACGCAUUUUCAGAUAAAGUGACGCUCAAGAGUUCUCCACUUUUAUCACCUUUAAUUUGUAUCAGAGUAGUCACCAGAGGAGAUUAUCCUGAGUUAGUAAAAAGGAACGUGGAGCGAAAUCUUAAAACGUGUUUAGCUACAGGUUUAGAAAACUUUUACAUUGAAGUCGUGUCUGAUAACUCAAUAUGCUUGUCAGAAAAUCAUAGAAUAAGGGAAUUAGUAGUACCAAAGAAAUAUAAGACAAAAUCGGGAGCACUUUACAAGUCUCGUGCAUUGCAAUACUGUUUGGAGGAAAAAGUGAAUAUCUUAUCAAAAAAUGAUUGGAUAGUACAUCUGGAUGAAGAAACUAUUUUAACACCAAAUUGUAUAAAAGGAAUACUGAACUUUGCUUUUGAUUCAAAAUAUCAUAUCGGACAAGGAUUAAUAACAUAUGCCAAUGAGGAAAUCGUUAAUUGGAUAACUACAUUAGCUGAUGGCUUCCGAGUAGCUGAUGAUAUGGGAAAAUUAAGACUACAAUUUAAUGCGUUUCAUAAGCCGUUGUUUAGUUUUAAGGGAUCCUACGUAGUUAUACAGUAUGAUACAGAAAAAGCGGUAUCCUUUGAUAACGGUCCAGACGGAUCCAUAGCUGAAGACUGCUAUUUUGCAAUUAAGGCCUCCAGUAUGGGCUACACCUUCAAUUUCAUCGAUGGCGAAAUGUGGGAAAAAUCACCGUUUACCAUCAAAGACUUUAUUCAACAAAGAAAGCGGUGGCUUCAAGGAAUAUUAUUAGUUGUUCAUUCAAAGGCUCUACCUUUAAAAUCAAAGUUCCUUCUAGCAAUGUCUUGCUAUGCUUGGGUUACUUUGCCACUUGCAAUGUUUAACUUAAUAUUAGUACCUUUAUUCCCAAUAUCUUCAUACUCACUUAUUGACUUUCUCAUGACCUUUGUGGGAGGUGUAAAUCUUUAUAUGUUUAUAUUCGGAGUAAUUAAGUCUUUUAACGUAAAAAGACUUGGACUGUUUAAAUUUAUAUUAUGUUUAAUUGGAUCUGUUGCAGUUAUUCCAUUUAAUAUUAUCAUGGAAAAUGUUGUGGCUAUUUGGGGAUAUUUCGGAAGCAAACAUAAAUUUUAUAUCGUUCAAAAGGGAGAAAGAACAGAAAGUGUUGUUUAAGUUUUAUGCAAAUUUGUGCACUUAUUUGUUCAUAUUAGUAAUUUUACCAUUAUAAGUCGUAAUAAUGGCAAACUGUGAAAUUUUCCAAGGAACUUAAAGCUAAACUUAGUUUACCUGAGUUUACUUUUGUUGGGUUUAAGUUUCUUAGAUAACUGAUGCGAAAUUCCAGAUUGCAAAGAAGGACAAUCUAUAUAUAAUUUUGAGUUCCAUCAGAAACUUAAAAUUGUAAUUAAAAAUAGUGUUGGCAAAGAGCAAUUAUGUUAAAAAAUAGUAUUAAUAAAAUAAAUCUUGGAAUAAAAAAACUUUCUAAGAAAACCCUAAAGUACUUAAGAAUCGCCAUUUUUAGUAGACAUAAAAAAAAUUUAAAAAAAGUAAAUAUUUCCAAUUUAUUUUUUAUUCGUGGUAUAAUUACAAAUUACAUCAGUGACUUUUACAUAUAAUGUAUUAAAUAUCUAUCUAUUUAUCUAAAAAUUAUUAUAUGGGUUACUAUUAUUACCCUGAGUAAAAUGCGUAAUUUUCGAAAAAGAUAUAUAUAACAAUAAACAUGUUUUUCAGAUACAAUUUUUUUAAAAUUAUUAAUUUAAUAAAAACAUCAUUUCAAAAUGGAUCAUACUUAAAAAGUUAAAAAAGUUCUUUUCUUUAUUUUACAAUGAGUAUUUUCAUUAGUUUUGUUAUUAAACUGGCUUAAAACCCUAAGUAAUAUACUCGAACUCUUGCCCUGAGUAAGUCAUCUUCAAGCUUUACAAAAAGAGGAAUUUUGACACUCACAGAAAAAAUCUAUUAGAAAUAAAUACAUAUAUUUAAAAAUAUAAGUUAUAAGAUUCCUUUUGUGUUUACAAGAUAAAAUAGUUCAACCUUUAUAAUUUUUGGAAGUUACGGCGCAAUUAGAUCUUAAGAUUACUGUUGCAGGUAAAUAUUUUAUAUCUUGACAUUUUGAAAUAAUUUGAAAACUUAAAAUAGCUAUAUAUAUCUGAAGAACUAAAAAAAAAAUUAAAAAUGGCCGAAAAUAAUUUUUAUAAUAGAGAAGGAGAAAAUAUAACGUAAUAGCUAACUUAUUUUCACAUAUCACUUAUUUUCCAGACACCACAACUUUCCAAUCUUAAAUGGCAAUUGGCUUGUGGUAUCUUAUUUGAAAGCUCUUAAAAAAUGCUUGUUCGUAUUCUUUAGCUUCUUUCCUUACUUGUUACGAUAACAAUUGCCUUUUUCCAUAUUUCCGGUAAAUGACAUUGCUUUAAACAUUAAGUGUAUAUUAUCGUGAUGUCGCGUUUUACAUUAUCCGUGAUAAUUUUUACCAUUCUGUUGUUUAUGUUAUCGUAUCAUGGUGUUUUUAUUUGUUUUUUAAUAAGUUCCUGUAUUUCGUCUUAUAAUCUUGGCUUUCCUGCUAUUGGUAGUAUGCUUGGUGGACGGUUUUCUAUGUAAUAAAAAUAGGUAAUUUUAUUGUAAUUUAGCUCCUGAGGGUUUGGGAAGUUAUCUAAAAGGAUCAUCUGCUAAUUUGUUAAAGAACUCACUUUUUUUAUAAGUAUACGUAGUAUGUACUAGUAUGUAAUAGUACCUAAUAAGUGUUUCUAUCUUUAACUUAAAUCGUUAUUUCAUUUUUAUUCAGCAUCAUUCAGCGUUUUUAACGUCCCAGCGUUUUUGAUUGCGCUCUCCAAAAUUUUGUUUUGUUUUCGUCGUCUUGAUUAUUAAAAAAAUAUUUCACAUUUAGUUUCUAGAAUCAAAUAACUCUUUCUUGAUUCUUUUGGACAAAUUAAUCGCUAUUUUUUUUACUUGUGGGCUAUGGCGUAACUAAGUAUUUGUAUUUUGCCUAUAUUUUGUUUUUCUUAGACUGUGUAUGGUAGGAGUAGCGAUUUUAGUUGUAAUAAUUUUUUUAGGGCUUUUGUGAUUGUAAUUUACAUCUUCAAGAUUUUCUUUUGUGUUCCAAUAUCCGGCACCUAUUGUUGGAACGUUUUUCCUGAAAAUUGGAUCCUUAAUUAUGAUUAGAAAAUGAGCAUACUUUUGUGGAAUUUUGACUAGGUGGCCUAUAAUAAGAGAAUAGUAAAACUUUUUUUUUAUUCUCGUUUCUAUAGAUUUUAAAGUUUUAGAUUUUUAAAGUCGUGUCCGGUCUUUAGAAGGUUUACCAAGCUACAUCGAUAAUAUUGUUUUGCUUAAAAAUUCAGCAAAUUCAAUCCUUUUACGUUAGAUUAGAUAUCCUUUUGCGAGUUCUAGCUAGUUAUGUUCAGAUAGCUGCUUAAAUCCUCCAGAUUAUGCGAUGGUACCUAAGAGUAGCCCAAUAGCUGGGUUAUUAUUUAGCUUCCAGUUCGUUUUUUGGUAAUAUUAAAUAUAUUAACUACUUAAUAAAUACUCGAAAAUACUCCAAAGUUUCUUAAGCUUAUCCAUGACAUUUUGGGGCUUUAGGGCUAACUGUCUUUUUAAAAGCAGAACCUUAAUGAGACCUGUAUUCCCAGCCCGGGCUCGUUUUGAAUCAUUUUUAAAUCUCAAUAGGUUCAGCCUUUCAAUUUUCACUAUAUACAAGUUUUGGUCAAGACGACAAAGAAUGAGAUUCUUCUUGAUUUCUAUGGAAAUUAUGAACAUUUCUUAAAUUAAUAAUUAAAAAAUUAUUUGUUUUUAAAUUACGUCUUACAUUACACCUCAUCAAAUAUUACAUUUCAGGUAGCUCUGCAAGGUAUCAUUAAAAAGCGUAUUUUAAGAGCGUUUAGAUAAUUUAUCACAAGUUGACAUUUAAAAAUUAAAUAGCAGUUUACUAUAAAAAAGUUGGGAUAGCUGGGAGUAAAGGGAUUAGUGAAAACUCAUUAGCUAUUACAUUAUUUUGGUUUCUCUGAUUUGUUCUUUUCGGUUUUUUUGAUUUACCUAUUCGAAAUUUUCGAACUGUUAUUAGAUAAUACACGUUCUUGCAGUCCAGUAAUUUUCCAUAAUUUUCUUUUCCAGUCAUAUUCCAUAAUUCUUUAGUACAUAAUAUUUAUGGAAUUUACAUUGAAAAGGAAAGUAUUUACCUACCACAUCUACAUGUCUACCUAGUUAUUUUGGGCCGUAACAGAAAAUAAAAGUAUCGUUUAGCUUGUAGCUUAGAAAGUAUGUUAUUUCAGUGAUGAGCACGUGAACAAUGUAGACAUAUACAAAAAUUGCUCAUUGUUUAUGCAUAGACAAUGUAUCGUAAAUAAAAUUCCGGACGUAGAUAAUAUAUCAAUAAUAGUUGUAUUUUAUUUAUAAUAAUUUACAAAAAACAAAAACAAAAUCUUAUUAAAUAUAUAUCAAAAUACUAUUAAAUAUCAAAAUGUAGUAAAUUUUAAAUAACUCCAGUCAAAAUUUACUCAAAAAAAUAAUUCUACCGUAUUUUCUGAAGAGUUCUUUUACCACAAGUCUCAUCAAAACUUAAUAAAUAUGUAGAAGCUUUUUUAAUCUGUCAAACGUUAAUCUAUUGCGUUUUGCGAUAUGUGUAUCAUUUCAGUUACUCUUUUGAUCUCUGCACAAAGUUGAUAGUAAUGGACGAUCUAUUUUCGUUAUCCUCAAAAAUACUAGAGAGUUUUCUAUAUUUUUUUGUUUUAGUAUUUUAAAAAUAUCUUACUAUCUUUAAAUAACUACUAUCUUUAUGAUAUGCAACUUAUUCCACUUAUACAUUUACUUAUAAACCACAUAUCCCAUAACUAACUUAGGUAAGAUAAAUUGGUAAAUUUCUUUUUUCUGUUCGGCUUUAAGUUUAGCUUUGUGUUUACAUAGUUCACAUUGUCUACGA
Molecule: messenger RNA, 5456 nt
Organism: Anthonomus grandis grandis
Lineage: Eukaryota; Metazoa; Arthropoda; Insecta; Coleoptera; Curculionidae
Product: beta-1,4-mannosyltransferase egh-like
Exons: 7
Coding region: 305-1726 (473 amino acids)
Cellular component (GO): cytoplasm
Molecular function (GO): beta-1,4-mannosyltransferase activity
Source: RefSeq, a predicted model, not a curated record